Messenger RNA from Hemicordylus capensis (graceful crag lizard), 4375 nucleotides. It is a transcript of the gene PTPN3, whose product is annotated as protein tyrosine phosphatase non-receptor type 3. The record is from RefSeq and is a predicted model, not a curated record. NCBI's taxonomy places the organism in Eukaryota, Metazoa, Chordata, Lepidosauria, Squamata, Cordylidae. Gene Ontology annotation, cellular component: cytoplasm; cytoplasmic side of plasma membrane; cytoskeleton. Gene Ontology annotation, biological process: protein dephosphorylation. The transcript has 27 exons. Gene Ontology annotation, molecular function: protein tyrosine phosphatase activity; cytoskeletal protein binding. The coding region runs from base 3 to 2777 and encodes 924 amino acids.
AAAUGAACAAAACAGCAGCCAGAGUUUGUUCGAUAGUUAUGAACUCACGAUUACGAGCACUAGGUGGGAGAAUAAAUAACAUUCGAGCAUUGGAAUUGCCAAAAGAACAAACCCGAUAUGAGAUCAUCUGUAAAAUUCACUUUCUGGAUGGGUCUGUGCAAAGCUUCAAAGUUAGCAAACAAGAUACAGGUCAGGUCUUGUUGGAUUUGGCCUAUAAUCACUUGGGUGUGACAGAAAAGGAAUAUUUUGGUUUACACACUUGUGAAGAGUCUAAAGAUUCACCACGAUGGCUUGAAUCUGGUAAACUUCUCAGAAAACAACUAAAAGGAGGUUUCCCCUGCAGCCUGCAUUUUCGAGUAAGGUUUUUUAUACCUGAUCCCAACACUCUGCAGCAGGAACAAACAAGGCACUUAUUCUUCUUGCAAUUGAAGGCUGAUAUUUUGGAAGGAAGAUUGUUAUGUCCUGUUAAUUCAGCUGUUGUACUUGCCUCAUAUGCAGUUCAGUCUCAGCUUGGAGACUACAAUGCUUCUGUCCAUCUCCCAGGAUACCUCUCAAAUCAUUGCUUUAUACCAGAGCAAAAUAAAGAUUUUCUAACCAAAGUAGAAUCACUACAUGAACAGCACAGUGGCCUGAAACAAUCAGAAGCAGAGUCCUGCUACAUUAAUACAGCAAGAACCCUUGAAUUCUAUGGUGUAGAAUUACACAGUGGUAAAGAUCUGCAUAAUCUUGAUCUGAUGAUUGGAACAGCUUCAGGAGGUAUUGCAGUAUACAGAAAACUUAUUUGCACAAGCUUCUAUCCAUGGAUGAACAUAGUAAAAAUUUCUUUUAAGCGAAAGAAAUUCUUUAUUCAGCAACGGCAGAGACAUAAUGAAUCCAGGGAACACAUAGUUGCCUUCAAUAUGUUGAACUACCGAGUGUGCAAGAACCUAUGGAAAUCUUGUGUAGAGCUUCACACAUUUUUCCAGGCAAAGAAGAUGCUACCUCAUGAAAAGAAAUUACUUUCCUAUUAUUGGACCAUGGGUUCUAGAACCCAAACCAAACCGUUUAAUAACAGAUACUGCAAAAAGGUAAUAGGUGGUAUGAUCUGGAAUCCAGCUAUGAGGAAAUCUUUGUCUGUUGAGCAUCUAGAGACCAAAAGCCUUCCUUCUCGAUCUCCUCCUGUUACCCCAAACUGGCGAAGUCCUAGACUACGUCAUGAGAUUCAUAAACCACGGCACUCAUCUGUAGAUAACCUUGUAAAUGAGAUUUCCUAUUUAACUGAAACAGAAGAUGUUUUUUACACCUAUAAGAUUUCCCCAUCUUCUAAAGAUAGUGAUUCAGAGUUGUCUCAGAACCAAAGCCCACAGAGAAGAUCAUCAGAACAAGAAUCUCCAAAGAACAUAUUGGAAAAUAAUUCAACACAAAAUUCCUUGUCUCAGACCCUCAGUGGAGUGGGCAACCUUUCAGGCAUUUUGGAAGGAACAGAUAAGCACCUUUUAGAAAACAUUAAAAAAGGAAUGUCAAUGGAUGAUUCCAAUCAGUACUACUGUGAUAAGGAAGAUGAUGUUGAUGGAGACUUGCUUUUGAUAUGCAUCUUGCCAGAUAAAGAUGGGAAAUUUGGAUUUAAUCUGAAGGGUGGUACUGAUCAGAAGAUGCCUCUGGUUGUGUCCAGAAUAAUUCCAGAUUCACCUUCUGAUAAAUGCAUUCCGAAGUUGCUUGAAGGUGAUCAAAUAGUAUUAAUCAAUGGCCGGGACAUCUCUGAGCACACACAUGACCAAGUGGUGAUGUUUAUAAAGGCCAGCAGAGAGUCGCACACAAGAGAGCUUGUGCUUCUGAUCCGGCGGAAAGUUGUCAGACCAUUUGUUGAGAACAAGUCAGAGGAUGAAGCUGAUAGUUUUAACUAUCCUGACACAAUUAUCCCCACAUGUUCAGAUUAUGGUGAGACCCUGGAGGAGUCAAUGGAACAACUGAAGAAAGGUUUGGCAAGUGGAACUGUCCUAAUUCAGUUUGAGCAACUUUAUAGAAAGAAGCCAGGAUUAGUUGUGACCUGUGCAAAACUACCUCAAAACAUGGACAAAAAUCGGUAUAAAGAUGUUCUACCAUAUGAUAUUACCCGAGUAAUAUUACAAGGAGAUGAAGAUUAUAUAAAUGCAAAUUAUGUGAAUAUGGAAAUUCCUGGUGGCCUUGUGAACAAAUACAUUGCUACUCAAGGCCCUCUUUCACAUACCUGUGCACAUUUCUGGCAGGCAGUUUGGGAUCACAGAUUAUCACUGAUUAUCAUGUUGACAACUCUCACAGAACGAGGUCGGACCAAAUGCCAUCAUUACUGGCCUGAUCCUCCGGACAUUAUGGAGUAUGGCAACUUUCGUGUCAAGUGUCAAUCUGAAGACUGCACCAUUGCUUAUGUGUUUAGAGAAAUGCUUAUUACAAACAUUGAAACAGAGGAAGAACACACAAUUACUCAUCUCCAGUAUGUGGCUUGGCCAGAUCAUGGUGUUCCUGAUGACUCCACAGAUUUUUUGGAAUUUGUAACCUACAUGAGAUCAAAGAGAGUAGAAAAUGAGCCUGUUCUUGUUCAUUGCAGUGCUGGAAUAGGCAGGACUGGAGUACUGGUCGCUAUGGAAACAGCUGUGUGCUUAAUUGAAAGAAACCAUCCUGUUUAUCCACUGGAUAUUGUACGGAAAAUGAGAAACCAUCGUGCUAUGAUGGUGCAAACAUCAAGUCAGUACAAAUUUAUUUGUGAAGCUAUUCUCCAUGUUUAUAAAGAAGGACUAGUUCACCCAUUGCAUUCCAGUUAGCACAACUGUGAAGAAAUUGAGUUCAUCUUUCUAAAAACUCCUGAAUGAGGCCCAAGUGGUUAUAAAUGAUGAUGGAGCUCGCCCUGGCUCAUGGGAAAGGAAAUAAAGCAAGUUAUAUUCUGGCUCUUAUUUAGUUGUUUUGGAAAUAAGCAAGUUUGACAUUUUCUGUAAAAAGAAAUUAUUGAACUAUGUACUAUGUAUAGGAUUUUGCAAAGUUAUGUGUAUGUAUGUACACAUGCUGAAAACAAGGAAAUUUUCAUGAAUGAUCUGUAUGCACAUCCAAGGGACUUAAACGGCUUGCCAUUGUAAACUGGGGCGGAGGCGGCAGGGAGGAACCCCAGCAAUAUCAACGGAAAAGCAACCCAGUUACAUGAAGCGCCAAGUGCCUUUGGCCCCUUGAGAACUGAGAACUCGAUAGCUCACAUAAAAUUGGGCUGAAUCAUCCAAUAACAUGGUAGCACUGACAAUAUUAUUUCACUUAUCAAGCAGUUUCCUACAGUGGAAUUCCAAGAGAUGUCAUUUUAAGGGCUGAAGCAAUGACUUUGUAGCAGCUGCAAUUCUAUCUGCAUCACUAUGAAAAGUUUAUAAACCAAGCAUCGAUUACAUAUUACAGAGAAUAGUACAAGACAUCUUUGUGUGUGCAGGAAUACAAUCUAAGUCUUCCACUGGUUGUUUAUGUGCCUUUAGUUUCUAUAUUGCCUUUUACCUCUAGUUAAUUCUUCCAUAGUUUGUGUAUGGACUGCUGAUGUUUUUAAACUCAGUUGUAUGAUCUGAAUUCUGAACAUAAGACUAGCCCUGCUGGAUCUGCCCCAAGGCCUAUCUAGUCCAGCAUCCUGUCUUACACAGUGGCCCACCAGAUGCCUUUGCAAAGCCCACAGGUAAGAGGUGAGGACAUGCCCUCUUUCCUGCUGUUGCUCCCCUACAACUGAUAUUUAGAGGCAUCUUGCUUGUUAGCCUGGAGGUGGCCUAUAGCCCUCAGACUAGUAGCCACUGAUAGACUUGCCUUCCAUGAAUUUAUCUCAGCUCUUCUUAAAGCCAUCCAGACUGUCACUUCAUCUUGUGGCAGAGAAUUCCAUAAGUUAAUUAUGUGUUGUGUGAAAAAGUACUUCCUUUUGUCAGUCCUAAAUUUCUUGGCAAUCAGUUUCAUGGGAUGACCCCUGGUUCUACUGUUAUAUGAGAGGGAGAAAAAUGUAUCUCUACCCACUCUCUCCACACCAUGCAUAGUUUUAAACACCUCUAUCAUGUCACUCCACAGUCAUCUUUUUUCUAAACUAAAAAGCCCCAGUUGUUGUAGCCUUAGCUUGUAAGGAAGUGCUCUAGGCCCCUGAUCAUCUUGGUUGCCCUCUUCUGUACCUUCUCCAGUUCUAUAAUGUCCUUUCUGAGGUAUGGUGACCAGAACUGUACUUAUCCAGUGAGUUCUUUAAGGACUCUCAGGUGGAUGCCAUCUGGCCCUGGCAAUUUGUUAAUUUCGAAAAUGAUACGAUGACGAUGAAAUAUACAUUUCCCACAAUUCACCAGCUUUUUUCGAGACCUCUUUAAUGUGCAAAUAUGUGGUUUUUUUAAGGUGUUCAAGAUAGCAGACUUUUUAGUCUAAAACA